AGCAAGCAAGCAAGAGAAAACGAGAGAGCCGAGGAAGAGAGGGAGGAGGGAAAGAGACGAGGAGAGUGAGGAGAGCAGAACAGAAAGAAACACACAGAGCACACGGAGAGCAAAAGAGCGAGAGAUGAAAUUCCUCGGAGCCGUCUGCAUCCUUCUCUUCCUGCCCGAUUUCAGCCUCAACAGCAGCUAUGAAGUGCUGGAGAAGAAGCUGAAAGAGGUGUUCACAGAAAGAACCGGGAUUUUACGGCAACUCUCGAAAACGUCGAAGGAGCUGGACAGCAUAAAGGGCAACCUGCAGUCAAUGAAGAAUGAGGACUCAAUGCCCAAAAAGGAUGUGCAGAGGAUUCUGGAGCUGAGUCACAAACAAAGAGAAGAGAUGAGAUCACUCCAGGCAGCCCUUCAGAAGCAACUGGACGAGGCGGCAGAGCGAGCCGAGAAACAUCAAGCCACGAUCAAGUUCCUGAAGAUGGAAAUGGAGAAAAAGACCAAAAUCAUCAAAGACCUACAGCAGGAGAACAAAAGCUUGAAGAAUAAACUCCUUUCUGGGAAUAAGCUGUGUGACAUACAUGCAGAAGAGUCUAAAAGAAUCCAGGCCCAACUGAAGGAGCUGAGAUACGGCAAAAAGGAUUUAAUUUUCAAGGGUCAGCAGCUCAUGGACCUGGAGAACAAGCUACGAGUGGCCAAAGAGGAACUGGAGAAAGCAGCGCUGGACAAGGAGUCCCAGCUGAGGGCUUUGAAGGACACGGUCCAUAUCUGCUUCUCAUCUGUCCUACAAACCCAGACGGUGGAUUUACACAGACUGCCGGCCACGCCCACUCACUUGAUGCGAUACUCUCCGUUUGUCAAUAACUCAAGAGUCACCUUCAGGGAGCCGCACAUGAAGGACAUCCCAAAGGUUCCCAGAGUCACAACAAGUAAAUCUCCUGUGAACAUGGAGCUAAUGAGGAGAGACGGUACAGGAGUCAAGGCCUGCCAGAUGGUAAAGGUGGGUGCUGAAUGUUCCCAGAAUCAAACUGAGAGAACAUCUGUGGAGAAAUCAGACCAACCUGCGCACCACCAGCCGGGGACUCUGGAACACACCGACGCACAGACGUCCGUGAACAGCGGGAAGAUGGAGGGAGGAAAAAAGACACAGCUGGACAAACACAACUGAGACACGACUAAACAACACAGCUGGAUAAACACGACUAAAAGACUUGGCAGAUUUUUCCGUGUGGUAUCAGUUUAAUCAGUUUAACUCCCCUGACCUGUCACUCACAGAGAAUAGAAAGCACACACACGCACACACACUGACACACACACUGACACACACACACUGUAAGUAUCACUGCUAUUGUAGAGAAGGAACCUCAAAUGUCCGAGUUUGACCUGAGAUCCAGCAGCUUAGUACAACGGCAUGCACUAUAGACCUUUAGGUUUCUCGUUUAUAACCGUACUGGUCUUUUCUUUCUUUCUUUUUUAUAAUAACACGUCUGUUAUUUUAUCCUUUUGAGUUGUUUGGGAUUUCUCCAGAGAUUGUGGACAUCUUUUGAUUUGUGGUAUUUGUAGUUGAGAACUUUGUGGACUUGCACCACAAGCCGGAGACACAUUCACUCGUUGAAUCACAUGCACGAGCUUCUAAUUCACUUCACUCUCGGCCACAGUUUGCCGAAAGUUGAUAAAAGAAGCAAGGAUAUGGAUCUGACAUCACACUGGUUCUGUUUUGAAUUACCCGGUACUAAAAUUCCUCUUAAAUUACGCAAGAACUGUUGAAGAGCGAAGAUAUAAAUGUAAAGAUUUGGUUCUUUUUUGUGGUGGUGGUACUUUUAAUUUAAACUCUUCCCUUUUCUGUAUUCUGAAGUCUUAGUAUAAAUCGAGUAAAUCGAGUUGGCUGGCCAACUUUGAUCACUGAACAACCUGAAAGCUUUUGGUGCAAGAAUUUAAAGAGAAAAAGGAAAAAAAAAACAGACUCACAGUGAGUCGUCUCCCUGAGAAUGAUGUGCCAUGCACUGAGGACUUAAUCUACUGCUACAUGUCUCGGUUUCUCUACCUUCCUGUGUCCUUUCAAUAAAACCGUGAUUUUCACUAAA
This is a messenger RNA of Pangasianodon hypophthalmus (striped catfish), 2069 nucleotides long. It is a transcript of the gene luzp2, whose product is annotated as leucine zipper protein 2. Lineage: Eukaryota; Metazoa; Chordata; Actinopteri; Siluriformes; Pangasiidae. The transcript has 12 exons. The record is from RefSeq and is a predicted model, not a curated record. The coding region runs from base 125 to 1153 and encodes 342 amino acids.